Molecule: messenger RNA, 6887 nt
Organism: Anolis sagrei ordinatus
Lineage: Eukaryota; Metazoa; Chordata; Lepidosauria; Squamata; Anolidae
Gene: USF3
Product: upstream transcription factor family member 3
Biological process (GO): positive regulation of transcription by RNA polymerase II; negative regulation of epithelial to mesenchymal transition
Molecular function (GO): RNA polymerase II transcription regulatory region sequence-specific DNA binding; DNA-binding transcription activator activity, RNA polymerase II-specific; protein dimerization activity
Source: RefSeq, a predicted model, not a curated record
GAGUGUGUGUGUGAGAGGGAGAAGGCCUCGCCGGAGGAGGAUGGUCCCCGCGGUGGGGCUGCAGCUGACGAGCGCGCCCUCGACGCCGAGAUCAGCCAGGGUUUCAACAGAAUCAAAAGCAACAGAAAACUCUUCAAGAGUUGUCAGAAAUCCAUCUGGAUCCAUCAGUCUGCUAGGAUCCUUUUGUCCCAAGCUAUGCCAGAGAUGACAGAGAAGGCGCCUCUGAAGAAGCAGCAUCGAAAGAAAAACCGUGAAACUCAUAAUGCAGUGGAAAGACAUCGAAAGAAGAAGAUUAAUGCUGGAAUAAAUAAAAUUGGUGAGCUAAUUCCAUGUUCCCCAGCACUGAAACAGAGUAAAAACAUGAUUCUCGAUCAAGCAUACAAAUAUAUAACCGAAAUGAAGAGGCAAAAUGAUGAACUUCUCUUGAAUGGAGGAAAUAAUGAGCAAGCUGAAGAAAUAAAAAAGCUGAGAAAGCAGCUGGAUGAACUCCAGAAAGAAAAUGGGCGCUUUAUAUCGUUAUUGAAAGCCAAUGACAUUUGCCUUUAUGAUGAUCCUACUAUCCAUUGGAAAGGGAACCUGAAAAAUGCAAAAGUUUCUGUCGUUAUCCCAAAUGAUCAGGGACAAAAGAAGAAAGGAAAUCUGAAAAGUGCAAACAUUUCUGUUGUCAUCCCCAGUGAUCAACUGCAGAAGAAUAUAAUUGUAUAUUCCAAUGGCAGUCAGCUUAAUGGAAGUAAUCAGGGGGCUUCUGUCCAGGGAAUAACUUUUAAUAUCAGUCCUAAUUUGCAGAAGCAGACGGCUAAUGUUGUUCCUGUCCAGAGAACCUGCAAUCUGGUUACUCCCGUGACUAUUUCAAGUAUUUACUCCACAGAAAUCAAGUCAGGGGGUCAAUUCCCAGUUUCUCAAUUGGCUUCAGGCCCGUCAAAUCCAACCAAGGAGAUUCUUGAGCACUCUGCCUCUGAGAAUGAGCAAAAUGUAUCUGUUUGUACGACUUCCAGCUCAGUGAAUGCCUUGCCUGUCAUGAGGAUACAGCCUGAAAUGCAAAGUUCAGCACAAGAAGAAGAUACCUCCAAAUCUAAAAAUAGUCAGGAGAGCUUUGGGACUAUUGAAGAUGUGAGUGUGCCCAACGGCAUCCUUCCUUCUAAUGCUAAUGUGAACCUAUCUCACUCUCACCUGGCAGAAACAGCUUCUAAAGAAGAUUCAGAAAGUGGGUCCCUAGAAAGCUGUAUUGUUUCGACGCCUGAGGCAAUUUGUACCCCAUUGGUUUAUGAAAAACCCUCGACAGAAAAGAAAAUCCGAAGCAGUGAAGCACCUGCAGCAUCUGCAGCAGACAUCUUGAAGUCGGGAACAGAAACCCACACAUUACCUGCUACUACCUUAGAUAAGUGGCCUUUCCCCAGUUCCUCCAGUGUUGGUUCUCCAGGCUCACAAAGUCUCGGAGGCCUGGCACGGAUCACCUCAGCUGGUAACACCCAAACCACCUGGACUACUUUGCAGCUGACAGGGAACACUGUUCAGCCUGUAAACCAUACUCUACCCAACAUUAUGACAACCCUCUUAAAUGAACCAGUUAGUGAUGCUAGUACUAUAGCUCCUACUCCUAGCAGGAUUUUGGCAACUUCUACCGGAUUUAAUAAUCUUCAGCCUGCCGAAGAACAGACAGCUGAUCAAAUUGUGGCUACUUUGCCAUCCUACCCGCCCUUACCUAUGCAGCCAUUGGUCACAAAAGCACAGGUUGUAGCUCAGCCUGCAGGUGGCCUUCUUUCUCUGAACUCAGCUAUGCAGGUGAUCCAGAUGCCACAGCCAGUAGGUCCGCCUGUUGCUGUGCCAUCCGCUAAUCAAAAUGUGGUUAUUCUACAGCCACCCAAUGCCAGCCCCUGUCCACCAGUGUUAAGGACUGACCUCCCCAACCAGACUGUUAGCCAACAAAUUGUAAUUAUACAGACAGCUAACCCAAAUCCUCUCUCCCUGUUUUCUGCCCCACCUCCUGUCAGAAUGCCGGUGAAUGGAGCCUCACUCCUAACACAUGUUGGCAAUUCUAUGCAAAAUUCCUCUAGCCCUCAGAUGUUUGGGGGAAAGCAUCUUGUCCAUAUUUUACCAAGACCAUCUUCUUCUUCUCCUUCAUCUUCUGGCUUGACACAAACACUUUCAGUUGCAAUGUCUAAUCAACAGCUUCCACAAACUAUUUCUUUAAAUGGGCAGCUGUUUGCCUUGAAGCCUGUGAAGUCCUGUUCUGGAAGUUCAGAUCAAACCCCUAUGCAAAUUAUUCAACCUACUACCAGUGAAGAUCCAAAUACCAAUGUUGCCCUCAAUACAUUUGGUGCUUUAGCUAACCUCAAUCAAAGCAUAUCACAAAUGGCUGGGCAGAGCUGCCUGAAGGGGUCAGCCAAUCCGCAUGUCAAUCCACCUGCAGUUAGCAGCCAAAGCACACCAAGUAAGCCUGUAUUGCUGCCGUCCACAACUGCGCCCUCCUCAACCAGUGAGAGCUCUGUAUUAAGUAGUGUUUCGCAUUCAGAAGAGACUUUACCCCAAAAAUCCUCUCUUCAUUUAAGUGCAAAAUGUUCUAACAAAAACUCAAGUACUAGAAAAUGCUCAAUGUCUGGCACCAAUCUUGCAUGCCAAAUGAAUUCUUCCAAAGAUUCGAAGAAACUUAAUAAUGUGAAUGUGGAUGCUCCAUGUGAAAAUUCAGUAAGUGACAGUUUGCUUGAAAACAUGCCUGCUAAUGCGUUACAGAGCUUUGUCUUGCCACAGACAGAUGGCAGGAUCUCAUCUAAUGACACAAAUACUUCUGAUUCUCAAUCCAAAGGGGGACUGAGUGUUGAACAACACGUAGACUCUGUUCUGUCAUCUGACUUGAAUGCAAUUGUCAUGCCUCAAUCUUUGCCCCUCGUAUCAUCAUCAUCAUCGGGACAGUUUGAACGAGUUGCUCCCGUUUCCACAGGCUGUGAUUCUCCAAGACUUCAAACAUGCAAAGUUCAAACCCAUUCAAUACCGAGUUCAGAGUUAUCAGAAUCAUCCAAAUGUAUUUCGAUCAGCCCCUUGCCAUCCUCUUCUUCUAUCUCACAUUUGACAAUUUCUCAGACUUCGGUGUCAUCUGUUACAAAUGGGGGGAUAAGUGCAGAGAAUAUUCCUAGAACAGAUGUUUCGGAUAUCUGCAGAGCAGAGCAAAGUUGUUCCAUAGUAAUGCAGGCCACAGAUUUGUUGGAAGAACAAGGCCUAACUAAGAUGCUGUCUGAUUUUAGCAAAGUGGGGGAGGUUGUGGAAAAGAACUUUUCAGUAGAGCACACAGGCUUUUGCACCCAAAGGACUAAAUCAAUUCUAGACUCAAGUGAUGAAUUGACAGGGAAGGAGGAAGGCCUCUUGUUGAUGAAUACUGAAGAGGAAAAUCUUGCCCAGAGUCAUUCCUGCUCCUCUGAACAGGAAACGGUUGCCGCCAACAGGCAAGCGGACUCUCCCAUGUCUACUAGCUCAGGCUCCAGUUGCGGUUUCUCGGUAGCCUCCAUGUUGCCAGAAACUUGUAGGGAAAGCGUGCCUAAUAGCACUUCGGUGAAUACAUGUAACAGCUGUACAUUUUCAGAACAAACAGAUAUUGUUGCACUUGCGGCAAGAGCCAUUUUUGACCAAGAGACACUGGUAAAAGAAACAAGAACUCCUGCUUCCAAAGCUGAUGAUGUGGGAAGAGAGCAGUCUUUGAAGUCCCACGUAACUAAAAACGUAGACCAAAUAGAAAUCGCACCAAACAACUUUAAUGCUCAGAAUUCUAAUGCUCAGAAUUCAGUACAAGUAAACAAUAAUAGGUCAGCUGAAAAACAAAGCUGUUCUAUAGAAGUAGAAAUGUCUAGCACAGCUUUGCAAAUUCCAACCCCCCAGUCUUCAAGCACAUCAAGCUUGAGUGUUAACAAUCUCAUACACCAAACUUGCAUCAUCAACCCUGCUGUCAGCUGUUCAAGUUUACCCUCACCAUCAAACCAAGUGACUCAGUCCAUGACUGUCAAUUCAUAUAUGAAUCAAUCUCCAGGCCAGUCGCCAGCACUAAUGACAGAGUAUGCUUCAGAACAGCUGUCUGCUCUUCAAACCAGCACCAUGCAGGCUCCUCUGUUGCGUGAGCCACAGUUGAAACAGCAGGGCCAGGGAAGCCGCAAAGACUCAGCAAAGCGUGCAGUUCAAGAUGAUCACCUGCUUUCCACACCAAAGAGACAGAAACAGUGCCAGACAGCACCUCUGCAACUGGAAGACAUGGGUCUGCUCCACCAAACAUCUGAUAAUAUUUCAGAUCAGAAUCAAAUCCUUGUCAAUCAAAUCCCCAACUCUUCCAACCUUGCAGUGGCAGUAAGUAGUCAAGGGCAUACUGAUGGCCAUAGCAGGUUAUUUCCCAGCAAUAAUUUUGUGCCACCUGCUCUGAGGCAAGCUGAAGUUCAGUGUAAUUCUCAGCCUUCUGUCUCAGAUCAGGCAGGGCAGCAUUUGUCAACUAUUCAACAUACUCCUGCUCAGAGCAUAGCUCACCUUCAUAGUAACCACCCAUAUAUAAAGCAGCAACAGCAGCAACAACAGCAGCAAGCUGGGCAACUAAGAGAGAGACAUCAGUUAUAUCAGCUCCAGCAUCACAUUUCUCAUGCAGAAACAUCUAUCCACUCUCAAGCCCACAUUGUCCACCAUCAAAGAGUAAUGCAUCAAGAAGUACAAAUGCAAAAGAAAAGAACUCUUGUCCAAGGAGCCCACCCCACCACACUUCCUUUACAACAGAAGCAUCAUGGAAAUGACCAGCGGUCAAAGACCAACCAGUCUCACGCCCAUCACUCACAAUUGCAGCAGAUGCAGCAGCACUAUGCCUCUUCCCAGUCUGAGAAGAGCUGUGAGAAUCCUACAACAAACAGAUCUCACCAUAGCCACCCGCAAAGCCACCUGAAUCAAGAUCUUCUGCAUCAGCAGUCACCAGAUGUGGGCAACAGGCAAUCAGGUUCAGGAGUUUCUUCUGAGCAUGUGCCAGGACAUAACCAGAUUCAGAGGCUUAUGACCUCCAGGGCUUUGGAGCAGCAGAUGGUGUCCCAACCCAGUAUUGUCACCAGGCCAUCAGACAUGGCCUGUGUUCCUCAUAGGCAAGAAAGAAAUAGAGUCAGUAGCUAUUCUGCAGAGGCACUUAUUGGGAAAUCCCCAUCUAAUUCAGAGCAGAGGUUGGGGAUAUCCAUUCAAAGUUCGAGGGCCUCGGAGCAUCUUGAAAUGAGAAAUUUCCUGGAUGUGUCUCGGAAUAAAGGGUUGGCAAUUCAUAAUAUGCAGGGUCGAAUGUCUGUAGAACAUACAGUUGGAUCAGAUGUUCAAAGGCUUUCUGAAUGCCAGACAUUCAAAACAAAUGGCACAAAUCAACAGUCCACAAGCAAUUUUGAUGUACAGUCCUCAAGAAACAGUGAAAUAGGUAAUUCCAUGCCCACCCUCAGGGCUAUGCAGACACAGGCUUUUCGAAUUGCUCAAAAUGCUGGUUUGCCUUUAGACAGACAGAAGAGAUUGCCGUAUCAGCCGGUUCAGGGCAUUUCAUCAGGAAACGCUCUUCCUCCUUCAAGGGACAAUGAAAAUACAUGCCAUCAAGGCUUCAUGCAGAGUUUACUUGUCCCUCAUCUUGGAGAUCAAGCCAGUGGAAGCCAGCGACCCAUUUCAGAGCAUCAGAGAAAUUCACAGUGUGCGUCUGCUUCAAACGUUGAAUAUAAUUGUUCCCCAGCAAGAGACAGUAUUCACAUUCGAAGAGAAGGCGAUGGGCAGAAUCGGGAAAGUUGUGACAUGUCUCUUGUUACUAUUAAUAGUCGGAACAAUUCUUUAAAUAUUCCCUUUUCAAGUUCUUCUGGAGAUAUUCAGGGCCGCAACUCAAGCCCCAACAUUUCUGCUCAGAAAUCCAAUCCUAUGCGAAUGACAGAAAGUCAUGGAACAAAGGGACACAUGAAUGCUCCAGUUUCCAGCAAUGUUCAUGGUAUUAUCCGACCUCCUCUUCAACAUCCACCAGUCUCUCGUGGGAAUGCUGACCAAGUCCCACCAUCCAUUCGGCAGCCAAAUUCUUCAGCUACUCAGCGAUCAAGGCAUCCUCUGCAGGAUAGCAGUUCUAAAGUACGCCAGCCUGAAAGGAACCGUUCUGGCAAUCAAAGACAUGGUGGCAUGUUUGAUCCUAGUCUUCCUCACCUUCCUCUGGCUGCUAGCAGCAGUAUGAUCCUUGGACGGCAACAGCCUGCCCUAGAGAAAAGAAGCAGCAUUGUGAGAUUCAUGUCUGAAGGAGCACAAGUGUCUAAUGAAAGUGUGGUUCCUGAUCAGCAGUCUCUCUCCCAAAACUUUGGAUUCCCUUUUAUUCCUGAGAAUGGAAUGAAUCCCCCAAUAAAUGCCAAUACGUCAUUCAUUCCACCUGUGACUCAGCCCAAUGCUACUCGGACACCAGCUCUGAUUCCAGUAGAUCCUCAAAAUACUCUGCCAUCUUUUUACCCUCCAUAUUCUCCUGCCCAUCCCAGCCUGUCCAAUGACAUUUCGCUACCUUACUUUUCGAAUCAAAUGUUUUCUAAUCCAAGCACAGAGAAACCCAAUGGUGGAACUUUAAAUAAUAGGUUUGGCUCUAUCUUAUCUCCUCCCAGACCAGUUGGUUUUGCCCAGCCAAGUUUCCCCCUUUUGACAGACAUGCCCCCAAUGCACAUGGCCAAUUCAUCACACUUAUCCAAUUUUAAUUUGACUUCUUUAUUCCCAGAAAUAGCAACAGCUCUUCCUUCAGAUGGUUCAGCAAUUUCACCUUUGUUGUCAAUAACAAAUACUUCUGCUUCUGACACUUCCAAGCAAUCAUCGAACCGCCCUGCUCAUAACAUAAGCCAUAUACUCGGUCACGAUUGCAGUUCAGCUGUAUGAAAUACAGAGUUAAAAUGAUGGUA